AUGGACCGUCAGGUCAACACCGCAAUACGACUUGCCUAUCAACUUGAUAGCUAUAUACAAGCCGGCCACCUUCACGCCGACGAGUUUGACGCUGACACCCGAGCGAGGAUCGCGCUCCUGCUGAGUCAGCAUCCAAAACCCCACCUUCCUAAAUCAGAAGACCCGUUCCCAUCAGACUGGCCCAUUGACAGGCCCGCUUUACAUAAAGCAACCACAGCUUUUCUCAAGGCUGCAAGCUCUAUUGUCAUCGAGAGCACAUCACUAGACACUGCUACAGACCCUAAGAGACCACUUGGCCCCAAAACCAGAGGCAGCUAUCACAACAUUGCAUCAAAGCUCUUCCCCGCCAAACCCAAGUCUAGAAAGACAAGAUCAAGCCUCAUUAGGACUAGUCUCCCUCCUAACACCUUUGGGCGAUAA
Messenger RNA from Penicillium samsonianum, 420 nucleotides. RefSeq lists its product as uncharacterized. The record is from RefSeq and is a predicted model, not a curated record. The transcript has a single exon. NCBI's taxonomy places the organism in Eukaryota, Fungi, Ascomycota, Eurotiomycetes, Eurotiales, Aspergillaceae. The coding region runs from base 1 to 420 and encodes 139 amino acids.